Molecule: messenger RNA, 1539 nt
Organism: Neolamprologus brichardi
Lineage: Eukaryota; Metazoa; Chordata; Actinopteri; Cichliformes; Cichlidae
Source: RefSeq, a predicted model, not a curated record
UUUGGUCUACUUUUACUUUUUUAAAUCCAUACCAUUUUCCUGCACUGUGGAAUAACCAUGCUGGGCAUGAUCUGGGUUCGUGCCUGCUCCGCUCUGGUGGGCUUUCGGGCUCCCACAUGUGUCCGAUCUCUUCACUCUUUCCCUGGGAUCACUGUGGCUCAGAUUGAUGAAGAGGUAGCUAAACUGCUGGAACUAAAGGCUCGGUUAGGAGAUGAUGGCAAAACCCAAUUUGUCCUUAAAACACCAAAGGGAACGAGAGACUACAACCCCAAACAGAUGGCCAUCAGAGAAAAAGUCUUCAACACCAUCAUCCGCUGCUUUAAACGACAUGGAGCCGAGACCAUCGACACACCUGUUUUUGAACUAAAGGUAGAGUUUGACUUAAUGUCCUGGGAGGACGUGAAGAAAGAGAUGGUGAAUGAGAAGGGCCUGUCAGAGGAGGCUGCCGACCAGAUUGGGGAGUACGUCAGCAUGCAGGGUGGGAUGGACCUGGCUGAGCGCCUCCUUCAGGACCAUAAAAUGUCUCAGAGUAAGCAGGCCUGCGCUGGCCUCUCAGACAUCAAACUGCUCUUCAAGUACCUACAGCUCUUCCACGUCACAGACAAGGUGGUGUUUGACCUUAGUCUGGCCCGGGGUCUGGACUAUUACACUGGAGUGAUCUAUGAAGCCGUGCUAACUCAGGCAAGCGCAGUCUCAGACGCUAAUGAAGCCCAAAACGGCGCAAAUGCAGAAGAGAGUGUGAGCGUGGGCAGCGUGGCGGGAGGGGGCCGAUACGAUGGCCUGGUGGGCAUGUUCGACCCCAAGGGGAGGAGAGUCCCCUGUGUGGGUGUCAGCAUAGGUAUCGAAAGGAUCUUCUCCAUCAUGGAGCAGAAGGCUGAGGCCUCACCGGAGAAGGUGCGCACCACAGAAGUUCAGAUCAUGGUGGCAUCUGCUCAGAAGAACCUGCUGGAGGAGAGACUGCAACUCGUCUCUGAGCUCUGGAAUGCUGGCAUCAAGGCUGAGGUGAUGUACAAAAAGAACCCCAAACUGCUGAGUCAGCUGCAGUACUGUGAGGAAGCAGGCAUCCCCCUCGUGGCCAUACUGGGAGAACAGGAGCUGAAGGAUGGAGUGGUGAAGCUGCGUGUGGUGGCAACCAGAGAGGAGGUCGAUGUAUCCAGAGCAGAUCUCAUCAGUGAGGUCAAGAGGAGAACUGAGGCUUAGCCGCUUCCUGCUUGUUUAGCCAUAAACCAGCCGCUUUGUCUCCUGGGCUCUUCAGAACCGUGUACAGAACUCCUUCCCUGGUCCACUACACAACAAGUCGAACAAGAGCCUGCAAAGACACAGCAGCCACGUGGACUGGUGCUACACAGCAUGUGGUGCUCGUGAGCACAGCAGGAAGCUAACAGGGAACAUGUUUAAAUGAAUGAUGUUGCUUGUAAUGUGCUUUCGGGUGUGUAAAAGAUGCCUAACUCGUUGUCAUUGUUCACAUUGUUCAGUAGGGUCUCUGCUGAGGAGGUGGUCGAUGUAAAUCACACCAAAACAGUCAAUGCACUAUUUAAA